AUGGCAGCGAAAGAGUCCAAGAAGGAAAAUUCGGGUCGGAGAACACCCGGACCUACAAACCCGAUGGUGACGCCUAUCUUGACGGAUCAAUACCAAUUCACCAUGGCUUAUGCCUACUGGAAAGCUGGCAAGCAUCAAGAACGUGCUGUGUUUGAUUUGUAUUUUCGGAAAAACCCCUUUGGGGGGGAGUACACUGUUUUCGCUGGUUUGGAAGAAUGCGAAGGGUUCCUUGACUAUCUUCGAGGAAUUGACUGCUCUGAUGUUGAGGUGUAUGCUAUUCCCGAAGGAUCGGUUGUUUUUCCUAAGGUACCCCUAUUGAGAGUUGAAGGUCCUAUUGCCGUUGUUCAAUUGUUGGAAACACCUUUUGUCAAUCUCAUUAAUUUUGCAUCAUUAGUUUCUACUAAUGCUGCAAGGCAUCGUUUUGUUGCUGGAAAAUCAAAAACUCUGCUUGAGUUUGGACUACGAAGGGCUCAGGGGCCUGAUGGUGGAUUGGGUGCAUCAAAGUACAGUUACAUUGGGGGAUUUGAUGCAACAAGCAACGUUGCAGCAGGAAUGUUAUUUGGUAUUCCCCUUCGUGGUACUCAUUCUCAUGCAUUUGUUAUCUCCUAUAUGAGCCUUGACGAGAUUAAAGAUAAAUCGCUUCGUAAAAAAGAUGGUUCAAGCACAUGUGAAGAUUUUGGGUCGGAUUCACUACGUGGCUAUUCUGCUGAGACCAAUAAAAGUGAACUGGCAGCGUUCACAUCAUAUGCUUUGGCAUUUCCCGAUAACUUUCUUGCCCUAGUAGACACUUACGAUGUCAUGAGAAGUGGAAUGCCCAAUUUUUGUGCAGUUGCAUUAGCUCUCAGUGAUUUAGGAUACAAAGCAAUUGGCAUUAGGCUGGAUUCUGGUGAUCUUGCAUAUUUGUCUUGUGAGAUCAGGAAGUUGUUUUGCUCCAUUGAGAAGGAAUUUGGAUUGCCCGGUUUCGGGAAGAUGAGUAUCACAGCUAGUAAUGAUCUUAAUGAGGAAACGUUAGAUGCUUUAAACAAACAGGGUCACCAGAUUGACGCCUAUGGAAUUGGUACAUAUCUGGUAACGUGUUAUGCUCAAGCUGCCUUAGGUGUUGUUUUCAAGCUGGUUGAGAUAAAUAAUAAACCUCGUAUCAAACUUUCUGAAGCUGUCUCAAAGGUCACCAUUCCAUGUAAGAAACGAAUAUAUAGAUUGUAUGGGAAAGAAAGUUAUGCUUUGGUAGACAUAUUGACCGGAGAAAAUGAACCCCCUCCCAAGGUGGGAGAAAGAAUCCUGUGUCGGCAUCCAUUUAGAGAAUCGAAGAGAGCAUAUGUGGUGCCUCAAAAAAUAGAGGAGCUUCUAAGGUGUUACUGUGCUGGGAGUUCAGAUAAAAAGGAAGAAAUUCUACCUCCUUUGAAGGACAUUAGAGAGCGAUGCAUUCAGCAACUUGAGGAAAUGCGACCUGACCACAUGAGGAGACUCAACCCAACUCCGUAUAAGGUUAGUGUGAGUGCAAAAUUAUAUGACUUCAUUCAUUCCUUGUGGCUCAAUGAAGCACCUGUUGGGGAGUUGCGAUAA
Messenger RNA from Sphenostylis stenocarpa, 1563 nucleotides. The record is from the annotation of a GenBank genome assembly. Lineage: Eukaryota; Viridiplantae; Streptophyta; Magnoliopsida; Fabales; Fabaceae.